UACUAUGUUUCGUCCUUUGAGUACUGCGGAAAAUAACCAGGCGAUAUUAAAUGGCCCGCGGUUCCACGGUCAGACCACCAAUAUCCCAAUCGAGCCUUGUCAUAGAGAGCUACUACACUAUCUCUCUGGCCAUCCAACCACAUCAAUGGCCGGCAUCGAAUCGCGUCGGGAAACUCCUCGAUUGAUCCGAUCUCAGCUUUGUGGAAGGGCGCGCAAGGUCCGAGACCCAACGUGCAUUGGUAUUUGAUAUGUGCGUCAAUAGCAUGGAGAUUCCCCCUUAAUGGUAUCAAGAUAAAGCUGGCCGUCCGGACGAUUUCGAGGUAGGGUUCCUUUAUCUUUCUGCCAGAAUCAACGGCUUGACUCUUGGAGUUAGGUCAGCCAAAUCCUACAAGUUCAACUUGAAUAGACAGUUCGAUUGUAUAUCGCUAUAUUUGAUACCAGCUUGAGGAGUCCUCCACUAUAGGCGAUCAUCACUCGCAGCCAGCAACAAUCAACAACAGGCCGCAUGACAAUGGCAUCCUCAUCCUCACCUACCGACUUCGUCGUCCUCGGUGCAGGGGUUGCCGGACUCACCACGGCAGUCGAGCUACACCGCGCAUUUCCCUCGGCCACCAUCGCCGUGGUGGCCAAGUACAUGCCAGGCUACACAUCCGCGACCGAAUACACGUCUCCGUGGGCCGGGGCGAACUGGCAUUCUUUUGAGAAAGAACCCAACCAAUUCGCCGAGUACGACCGGGCGACAUAUUCUCGCUUCAUCGAGAUUGCCGCACAAUCGCCCGAAAGCGGGAUCGAGCCAUUGCCGCUGAGGGUCCUCUACGACACGGACGAGACGCGCCGCAAAGGCCUGUGGUACGCCGAGCACAUUGGAGGCGUCAAGGAGGUUCCGGAGAAUGAAUUACCUCCUGGAGCCGUCUUUGGGCUGGACAUGGCGUCGUUUAUGAUCAAUACGACGGUGUAUCUUAGUUGGCUUCAAACACAACUUCUGCAAUCCAAAAAAGUCACCUUCCUUCGCCGCCACUACCACCACAUCGACGCCCUUCUCAACGACUUCCCGGACGCCCGCGCCGUGUUCAACUGUACAGGUCUAGGCGCACGCAAGCUGGGCGGCGUCGACGACGAAGCCGUGUACCCGACCAAAGGCCAGACACUUCUGAUCGCACAGCCCAAGGAGCCCUUGAAGCGCAUGUACGUCCAGACGUCGGCCGCGUGGGACAACGAGUUUGCCCACGUCUUCCCGCGGCCCUUGGGCGGCGGCGUCAUCAUCGGCGGCGUGCGCAGAGACAACGACUGGACCGCCGAGCCGGAUCUCGAACUGGCCGAGCGCAUCAAGCAACGCUGCUGUGCGUUGGCACCGGAGCUGGGCAGGCCGGAAGAUCUACAAGUUAUUAGUCACAAUGUUGGCUUGAGACCAAGCCGAAAAGGAGGUGCUCGCCUAUCCCUAGAAAAGCGCAAAACCCACCAGGGUCAGGCGCAGAAGGACCGCCUCGUCAUUCACAACUACGGCGCUUCAGGGGCCGGUUAUCAAUCAUCAUGGGGCAUGGCCGCCCACGCCGUCAAUCUCCUAAAGAAAUCCGAGUCAUCGUCGACAUCGACAUCGACCGUCAAAUCGAAACUAUAAAUUCUACAUAUGCCAGUGCCGAAGGGAACCUGCAAAUCAAACGCGAAAGGGGCUUGCCUUGCUUUGCUUUGCUUUGCUUUGCUUAGGACUAUCUCAUUCUGCGCUACAUCAUAUGAAUAACCAAGAUUAGGUCGAAUACUAGUAACCCACACCCACACCCACACCAUGUUACACGACUGCUCUUUACAAUACUUUAAUUUACACCCUCACCCGCCGUUCUCUGGAUCAGCAAUGCCAAUGCCAAUGAUACGAUAUCAUCAAAACAUUCGAACGUUCGACAGACACGACCGAGUCGAAUCGAACUCUGCACGCCUUGAUUGGCAGGCUUCUGAGAAAGAAAGAAACAAAACAACACAAACGGCAAAGGACACAAAGGAUGGAAGAUGGAAUAGAAAUAGAUCACGAACCAGCAGAAAAGACGAGAGACGAGUCCACGAUGUUAUGGGUACUGGUACUGGUACUGGUGCUGGUGCUAAAUGUGUCAGAAUUGUCGAGUUGUAAAGAGGAUAGAUAUAAUGCCGUGUCGCAGAAAGAUAGAGGUCCAGCCAGCCCGCGGACAGGCGCCAUGUGCCAACACCGUUCCCGAGGACACCGGCAAUAAUGAAACGUAGACGGAGAUGGCUCUGAGUCCUGACAGGUAGAGAUAUUUAAGUAACAUGACUUGUUUUCUACCAAGGCUUCAAGAACUUCAGAUUGCUAUGCUGAUACGACACCAA
Molecule: messenger RNA, 2334 nt
Organism: Exophiala dermatitidis NIH/UT8656
Lineage: Eukaryota; Fungi; Ascomycota; Eurotiomycetes; Chaetothyriales; Herpotrichiellaceae
Product: D-amino-acid oxidase, variant 1
Exons: 4
Coding region: 506-1618 (370 amino acids)
Molecular function (GO): D-amino-acid oxidase activity; FAD binding
Source: RefSeq, a predicted model, not a curated record